This is a messenger RNA of Acaulospora colombiana, 814 nucleotides long. Lineage: Eukaryota; Fungi; Glomeromycota; Glomeromycetes; Diversisporales; Acaulosporaceae. The record is from the annotation of a GenBank genome assembly.
ACAAGAUGACAUCAUGGUCUACUCAGACGGUUCCGGAUUCGACGGCCAAAUAGGAGCAGCGGCGGUCAUGUACCGCAACGGGAGAUUGACAAAACAUCUCCAAUACCACCUUGGCCCGAUCACAGAACACACGGUAUACGAAGGAGAGCUUAUCGGCAUCCUCCUAGCCCUCGAACUCUUAAAGACCAUCCGAGCCCGUAGACCUAAAGUCCACAUAAACCUGGACAACCAAGCGGCCAUCAUCUCCACCCUCACCAAUCGUCCCCAACCGGCCCACCACAUCCUAGACGAGAUCAUCACUACCAUCGAUGAUAUACAGAGAAGCGAAGCUACCCGGCACACGACCCGGUCCCUCGACAAGCGCACCCCUAUAGCGAUGACCAUUAACUGGGUACCCGGCCACUUAGGUAUCCCAGGAAACGUCGAAGCAGACACCCGAGCCAAAAACGCUGCACAGGGACAUUCCAGCGACCCACAAGAGCUUCCUAGGAAACUCAGAGUUCCUCUCCCCAUUAGCGUAUCAGCACUCCGGCAAGAGCUACGAACAGAAGUCAAGAGACGUUGGAAAAAUCAAUGGGCAAGAUCCCAAAGAUUCACUCGCCUAAACAACAUUGACAAGUCGUUGCCAUCCUCACGGUUUCGCAAAUUGAUACAAGGGCCGCUGGCGUCUAGAUACGGUUCAAGACCAGCAGAAGACUACGAUGUUACGAAAUUAUUCGCUAUCUUGCCAAACGAAGUCACAACUUUCACCAGCCCCUUAUUUUCAGGCCAAGUGCCUCCUACCCUUGCAUCGUACACCUGUCACACCCAAUGA